AUGUCUGCAAGUGAAGCACAUGCCCCAGUAUUAUCGACGCACCAAGACGAAUCGACAUUCACGUACGCUAAAGUAAAAAAAGGUGAGGUUUCUAGAAAAUUGCCGGUUUUGCAAGGAGAAGAAUACCUUGAUGUUGUCAAAUCGUACUACUCUGUAAACGAACUAGCCAAAUUUUUGGCACAAAAAGAUGAUUCGGGCAAUAGAAAGUAUAGAAGAGUAACGCUUCAAUUUCCAGACUCUUUAAUUUGCGACUCUGCCGCAAUCGUUACUGAACUUCAGAAGCAACUUGGACUUGAUGUUGAUGCCACCAAUCCUGAAUUAAAGCCGGAAAUUGAACAGGCAAGCUCAGUUUGUUGUCAGAACGAUGGCUCGCUAAAUUAUUGCUCGAAAUCUGAGUCAAAUGGAAGCUCUUGUUGCACUCUGAGAACCACCAAGAACCCAGAUUCUGCAGAACGUCAAAGACUCUGGAUUUUGGCUGACACAUCCUAUUCGUCGUGCUGCGUGGACGAAGUUGCUGCAGAGCAUGUAAAGUCUGAUUUCGUCGUGCAUUUUGGAGAUGCCUGUCUCAAUCCGGUCUCCUCCCUACCUACCGCAUAUGUCUUCGGAAUGCCUCAAAUUGAUACACAACUGCUAGUUAGUGCCUUCAAGGAAAGGUAUCCUCUUGCAGAUUACUGUAAUUCUGUAAUCGUGCUCAUGGCAGAUGCCCCUCAUACUCAUCAUUUGCAAGGCCUCAAAGACGAAUUAACAGAAUACAAAAUUGUUGUUGCCGACCUCGUGGCAGGAGAAAAUAUGCAUUUCUUGGGUUACACCCCUACUUUAGACAAAGUAUCCUUGAACACUCUUAAUCGAGUAUUUGUCGGUGUAGAACUGGGCGACGAUUCUGUGCUCGCCGAGUAUGACUUGUUCCACAUCACAACCCCCGAUGCACCACGUCUUCUCCAAUUGAGCACGAAGUUUCAGUCGGUUAGUACGUGUCGGGAUGGUUUCGUAUCCCAAGGCCCAUUUCCUAAUCUCAUGCGCCGCUAUAGAUAUAUGCACAUGGCCAGGGCUGCGGGAACGGUGGGUAUUCUCGUGAACACGCUCUCUUUGUCGAACACAAAGACUCUCAUUCAAAAAAUCGGUGAGCGGAUCAAAGCGGCUGGGAAACGACACUACGUUUUUGUUGUCGGAAAGCCCAAUGUGGCCAAACUUGCCAAUUUUGAUGCUGUGGAUCUCUGGUGCGUGUUGGGAUGUGACCAUCAAGGCAUCAUAUUGGAUGAGUACAAUGAAUAUUUCAAACCUAUUGUCACCCCAUAUGAACUUCUUCUAGCCAUUGGUGAUGAAUUCCAAUGGACCGGCAAAUGGGUGACAGAGUUUGAGAAAGUUCUUGAGGAUAUGCGCAUAGAAGAAGAGGAAAAUAAGCCGGAGGAGAAGCAGGAAACUGACGCCCAAGAGAGUGAUGAGGAGCCAGAGUUUGAUCCGGUUACUGGUAGGUACGUUAGCUCAGCAAGGCCAUUGAGAAGAUUGCAGCAUUUGCAAAUCUCUCAUGAGGCUGAGGGAAAUGACCAGGAAGAACCCCAGGCGGGUGGAGCUUUGGUUAAAAAACUCGGUGGCACCGUUAUUUUGCGGGAUACUGUUUCUACAGCCGCUGUACACUUACAGAAUAGGGAAUGGAAGGGUUUGGGAAGUGACUGGACUGAUCAAGAUAGCACGGAAGCGGCUCUUGUUGAAGAGGGAACCAGUGGUAUUGCCCGUGGGUACCAAUUUGAUAAUGAGGAUGCAUUUAAGAACCAGACAUAG
Australozyma saopauloensis is the source of this 1779-nucleotide messenger RNA. RefSeq lists its product as uncharacterized. Lineage: Eukaryota; Fungi; Ascomycota; Pichiomycetes; Serinales; Metschnikowiaceae. Gene Ontology annotation, molecular function: 2-(3-amino-3-carboxypropyl)histidine synthase activity. Gene Ontology annotation, biological process: protein histidyl modification to diphthamide. The record is from RefSeq and is a predicted model, not a curated record. The transcript has a single exon. The coding region runs from base 1 to 1779 and encodes 592 amino acids.